AUGGGGGAUCCAAACGCGCACCACUUAAAUCACCACCAUCAUUUAAUCCAGCACCAAAGGGUACUACCACAACACCAACUUGUAGGUGGUCCGGGUGCUCAACAUCUUAUAACGGAUCCCCAAGCACAAGUUACCCUGGCAGCAGCUCCUCAACCUAUGCAUCCACAACACCAAUUUCAACCGCAACAUUAUAACGUUCUUGAUAGCUUUUGGCAACAACAAGUACAUGAAAUACGACACGGUGUACACGAUUUUAAGGUUCACCAGUUGCCUCUCGCCAGGAUCAAGAAGGUCAUGAAAACCGAUGAGGAGGUUAAGGUAGAGAAUCAUUCUCGUCCGCAGUAUGCGACUGUUUCUGCCGAAGUAACUCCCGGUCCUUCGGCUAGACCAGUCACUGCAGAGCAAGUAUACCAACACCAUUAUUAUAAUCAGCAUGUGCAACAACAUUCUUCCGAAUCCCAUCAGCACAAUCUCCAGACACAACAUUUGGAUCAUGUGCAACAACGCCAACCUGAUCACCAUCCUGUACAGAUUAAAUACGAAAGCGAAUCCCCAAUUUUAAGACCCGUUGAUUGGUACUCGCAUUCGCAACAAAGUUAUGUGCAGAGUAACCCACAUGUUGGUGGCCACGCUUACAGUCAACCAAUUAGCGGACAACCGCCCCAUGAGUACCAUCAUGAAAGUAGUGGAAUGAAUCUAACGCGUCACAGUGAGGGAUAUGGUCGGGGCGGUGGUCAACAAC
Racocetra fulgida is the source of this 742-nucleotide messenger RNA. The record is from the annotation of a GenBank genome assembly. Lineage: Eukaryota; Fungi; Glomeromycota; Glomeromycetes; Diversisporales; Gigasporaceae.